AUGUCUUCGAAACUCGCCAUCACGGACUUACUGCCUCUCCCCAAUUCCGACGUCAAGAUCCCCCGCCUUGGGUUCGGUGUCUACCGCUCUCCCACCGGCCAAUGUGUCCAGUCAUCACUGAAAGCCCUUGAAGCGGGAUACCGUCACAUUGAUACUGCCCAGUUUUACGGCAACGAGAAGGAGGUCGGGGAAGCUCUCCGCAAGUGCGGCAUCCCUCGCAGCGACAUCUUCGUUACUACGAAAAUCCUGAGCCCAGCCGGGUCCCCCGAAGCUACGUAUCAGAAGCUACUAGAAAGCAUCGAGAAGAUUGGCGGUCAGGAUGGAUACGUGGAUUUGUUCCUCAUUCAUAGCUCAAGCUCCGGUUCGGCCGGUCGGAAAGAGCUCUGGCAGGCCUUGGAGAGGCUUCUGGAGGAAGGCAAGACGAGGAGCAUCGGUGUGAGCAACUUUGGGGUGAAGCACAUCGAGGAGAUGAAGGAAUAUGCCAAGGUCUGGCCGCCGCACGUAAACCAGAUUGAGCUUCAUCCCUGGUGCCAACAGCGAGUCAUUGAUGCAUAUUGCAAGAGGAACGGCAUUGUCGUUGAAGCAUAUUCCCCGCUCGUGCGAAACUAUAAAGCCAACGACCCAACGCUAGUCGACGUGGCCAAGAAGUACGAAAGGACGACGCCACAGAUUUUGAUACGCUACGCGCUGCAGAAAGGAUGGGUUCCGUUGCCCAAGAGUGACACGCCUGAGCGGAUUGUGGCUAAUGCCAACGUAUUCGAUUUUGAAAUUGGUGAGGAGGAUAUGGCGGUAUUGAAUGCUCUCGAUCAAGGAAGCGCUGGAGCUAUUGUGGAGGCCGUCGAAAACGAGUAA
Aspergillus fischeri NRRL 181 is the source of this 852-nucleotide messenger RNA. RefSeq names its product aldo/keto reductase family protein. NCBI's taxonomy places the organism in Eukaryota, Fungi, Ascomycota, Eurotiomycetes, Eurotiales, Aspergillaceae. The record is from RefSeq and is a predicted model, not a curated record. Gene Ontology annotation, molecular function: oxidoreductase activity. The coding region runs from base 1 to 852 and encodes 283 amino acids. The transcript is spliced from 2 exons.